Messenger RNA from Aureobasidium uvarum, 930 nucleotides. NCBI's taxonomy places the organism in Eukaryota, Fungi, Ascomycota, Dothideomycetes, Dothideales, Saccotheciaceae. The record is from the annotation of a GenBank genome assembly.
AUGCCUAUGAGUUGGGAUGCUGCGGCUGAUGCCAAGUUGUUCACAGUCGUCAUGGCAGUCUACGAUAUCAAGAUCUCGGGCGCGCAGAACGAGAGAAUUGCCAGAUUGAUGGGAGAAGACGUCACCCCCAAAGCCAUCACCCACCGUCUCUCCAAGAUCAAAGCCCAAGCCGCAUCCUUCACCCCCAUCACCCCUGGUUCUCGCAAACGCCCUGCUACCAAUGACCCCAAAACUCCUUCUACCUCUACCAAAGCAAGCGGCAAAGGAAGCGCCAAGAGCGCAAAAGGCCUCUCAGCAACCCACACCAUCACAACAAUCAUGCACGACAACAACAGCGACGAUGAAGAAGACUUUUCGUCCUUUACCCCCACCCACAUUGCCAAGAAGAGAAAGUUUGGCUCCAAAGGUCCUAAAAUCGAGGUUGGAGAUGAGAAGGGAAAGUUUCCUGGUAUGGAUGAUGAUGCUGUGGAGGGUGAGGGUGAUGCUAUUGAUUUUAGUCUUCAGCAUAAGUAUACUGAUGCUGUUACUAAUCUUGUGAUCAAGGCUGAGGAAAGCAGCAAGCAGGUUGUGGAUUUGACUGCAGAUGCUACGGAUGCAGAUGCUGGAGCUGAAAACAUGGCCAUCUCAAGAGCCAGCAAGGGAAAGGGAAAGCAGAAGGAGACCCGUGAAGUCAAAAAGAAGAUGAGGAUGUUGAUGAUGAGAUGGUCAUCUAAACUCUCCACCUUCAUCUCAUCACAUCAACAACACAUGCCCUUGGUUGACAGAAAAUUCCUCCACCCAUCCAUAUCCAUCAAAAAGUCUCAAAUGGCUCAAUCUCAAGACAACAAGUAUCCCCUCAAGCUCUACAACAAGAUCAACAACAAAGGAAAGCAGAAAGACAGCCAACAGCACUUGACCACUCCAUCAACUCCAAUCAAACAUCAAGCCAAA